This is a messenger RNA of Acaulospora morrowiae, 1632 nucleotides long. NCBI's taxonomy places the organism in Eukaryota, Fungi, Glomeromycota, Glomeromycetes, Diversisporales, Acaulosporaceae. The record is from the annotation of a GenBank genome assembly.
AUGACAGCGAUACUUAGAAGCAACAAAUAUUCGUCCGUUAAAGCACCUAAAGCAUAUAAUACCCACAUUUAUUUUCGGAACGUGGAGGCUGAGUUUUGGCAGCUGAAGAACUAUCUGGAUUUUCGUUUGAAGAAUGAUUCAAAAAUUUCACCAUGGGACGUUGUUUUUGAUGAAUGGCAAUCAUCUUUGGAUAUUCUCACAAAUGACUUUUUAGGCAAGUUUCCUUUAUCCAUAAUUACGUUCUGCAGAGAAUUACAUGAUAUUUCCAAGUCCUUCGAAGGUCACGUCGUGGAACUUACCUGCAAAGACAUAUAUACCGACUUCUAUAAACUUAAUGCUGACAAAUCAAUUAUUGAGAGAAUCGAGUUAGUUGGUUCUUCAAUAUUUAUAGAACGUACAUUAUCAGAACUUUUACAAAGUAAAAAACAACUGGAAAAUAAUGAAGAAAAAGACAAUGAUGAUACUAAAGAAGAUAAAGACGGUACAGAAAAAGAUGAUGACAAUUUUCAAGAUGAUGAAGAAUUAGAUGAAAUUAAUAGAAAUUCUUCGAGUGAAGAGACUGAAAUGGAAGAAGGUUCGAUAUUUGAUGAAUGGAUACUCUCAACUGGGACAAAUGUUUCACAAGUUUUGGAGGAAUUUAAUCCCAUAUUUUUUGGUAUACUUGAUUUGUCCGGCGAAGAUAUAGAAGUCAAAAACCUUUUUACGGACGAUGAAUGGGAGGAAAUGAAAAGCGAUUUUAACGAAACAGCAGAAUUUAAGGAGAUAAAGGAAAAAGAAAAGCUAUACGAACUAUUUGAUAGGAUCCAACAAGCUUUAAAAAACAAGUCAGGUGACGAUAUAACAGAAAUCGAAAAAUGUAUAAUAGAGGGAAAUCCGAAGAUUAAUGCAAUAAGAAGAUUAGUUCAGAAUUAUUUAUAUAAUUUGGAGCGGUUGCAACCAUCAACUUCGGAAGCAUCAUUUUCAAAUAAUUUCAUAAAUAUGAUGUCUAGUGGUAUUUUAACACAUGAUAAAAAGUUUAUAUAUGACGAAGGGGAAAUUCAAAGCUUAGCAUCUGCCAUGAUUGCAAAUUCAACAAUGUAUCCAACGGAUAAAUCCUUGAUUGGUCAAAAAUGUGACUUCAGAGUUACAUUUGAUAGAUUUGAAGCCGUUAUCGGAUUACGCUCUGGAGGAUUACCGGAAGCGUGCAAAUCCAAAAAAUGGAGUGACAAAGUUGAUUUGAUGGUUGCUAUGCGCGAUGUUUUAUUGAAAGAAGGUAUCGAAACCAAUGGAAUAAAAUGUGCGAAAUUCAAAAGAUUAUAUACCAUUGGUGUACACUCAUAUGGAUUUUCUUAUAAUGUUUACGCCAUGGAUUGGAAAGCAAGAGGAUUAUGGAGAUUAGGCUUAUUGAAAAAAAUAAAUCUUCCGCAAUCAAAUUUACAAUUACCUAUAAUCGAGAAAUUGGUCGUAACACUAUUGCGAGUUGAGUUAACUCUUAUUAAUAUCGAAAAUAUCCGAAACGACUUAAUUAUUGAAGCCUCAAGGUUACACAGAAGUGUGAAUGGGCGCACUUCCAUAAUACCUAAACAGUAUUCGGAUUGCCAACAACGCAUUAGGCGAAUACGUGUUCUAAGAAAUAUAUAUGAAGAUGCCUAA